This is a messenger RNA of Xylaria bambusicola, 3120 nucleotides long. RefSeq names its product serine/threonine-protein kinase DBF20. Gene Ontology annotation, molecular function: ATP binding; protein serine/threonine kinase activity. The record is from RefSeq and is a predicted model, not a curated record. The transcript has 3 exons. NCBI's taxonomy places the organism in Eukaryota, Fungi, Ascomycota, Sordariomycetes, Xylariales, Xylariaceae. The coding region runs from base 639 to 2627 and encodes 662 amino acids. Gene Ontology annotation, cellular component: spindle pole body. Gene Ontology annotation, biological process: peptidyl-serine phosphorylation; intracellular signal transduction.
CCUACCAUACUCCGUACCUACAUAGACACAGUAUUACAGCCCAGAGCACGGUAUCAUCAGGCAGUAAGUAAGUAUCAGGUAGGUAACAGGUCAAAAGUUCAAGCCAAGCGGGCACUGUGAGGGAUCCGGGGCACUGGUAGGUACCCUUGCGCGACCCGCGUUUUGUUUCAAAGCUCGAUGCGCUGAGUGGAUCAGGCGUGUCCAGGCGUGCCCAAGGCCGAUAGUGGCUGCUGCUGGCUGCUGGCUGCUGGCUGCUGGGACGACUGUGUUGACAAAGCUCCAUCUACCCCGCCAAAUGCCGACGCCGUGGAAUGUCAGUCCCGAACAAUUAAUGCCUUGAUAGAUUCGACAUUGCCCAAUCCCGCCUGAUCACUCCUCCGCUUCGUAUCAUCCCACCAGCCGUGCCUUCCUCGUCUAUCUCUAUAUAUAUAUUUCUCUAUCUCUGCGCGCUUGCAGCCAUUGACCGGCUGGCUACAGUGCUCGAACGCGUACCUAGGUAGGCCCUUAUCAGCCUGCAUCUGCGGCAUGGUGUUGGCCCUCUGUCAAUUCUACCUACAUCAUUACCACGAUUCGAGCUGUGAUAUUCACUUUUGAUCCCAAACAACUUCUCUACAGCACGGCAAUUAACAACACUUACGAUGGCCAGCUUUAUCUCCAAUAUGUUUCCCUCGUCUCAGGGCGCAAGAGACAUCCGACCUUCGGACGAGCAUCGUCCAGGCACUCCCACCAAAAACACUUUCAUAGAGCCCGUCUCAACGCCACAAGGUAGCCCAAGCAAGAAGACAAUUCCUCCCGGCGCCCAUGAGCUCCCUGCUGCUUUUGACAAUGCCCUCAAACUUAACCCCCCCGCCCUCGAAAGCCCAGUCAAGCUCAAGCCCCAGGGUAUUGGCACUCCAUUAUUGCCCACCAAGAGCAACAUCCAACCCGCCGAUGAUCCCUUCAUCUCCGCUACCCCUAGCGUCGACAACAGUAUCAUCCACAAAACCGGACAGUCGCCUGACGCUCCCACUAAAAGACAGGGGCAAGAAAACACACCGCCUACACGGUCGUCGCGCAUCCCUAUGCUGAAUCACAACCAAGCCGCCCUAUCUCGCCAUGAAAUGUACCAGCCCCGAGAUAGUAGACCCCACACGCCAACUACCAAGAAGUUCAACACUGCCCGUGGCUUGACCCCAGAGGAAUUGGAAAUCUUGAAAAAGCCUUCUGUCCGUCGUCUAGUGAACGUCACUCAGCUCUACUUCCUAGACUACUACUUCGAUUUGCUCACUUACGUGGGCUCUCGACAAAACCGGCUGAAUGCAUUCAAAGCCGAGAUUCCGCCUCCACCGGAGACAGAUCAAGAAGAAUAUGAUAAGAUGUGGCAAAAGUACGCAGGGAGAGAACGUGCAGCCCUUCGCAAACGUCGGGUGCGGCUCCGGCACGGUGACUUUCAGAUCCUUACGCAGGUUGGUCAAGGAGGCUAUGGGCAAGUGUUCCUUGCCCAGAAAAAGGAUACUAGGGAAGUGUGCGCGUUGAAGGUCAUGAACAAGAAGCUUCUUUUCAAGCUGGACGAGAUCCGGCACGUCCUAACCGAACGCGAUAUCCUAACCACUGCUAACAGCGAGUGGUUGGUUCGGCUACUUUACUCUUUCCAGGACGACAAGAGUAUUUAUCUUGCCAUGGAAUAUGUCCCUGGCGGAGACUUCAGGACACUUCUCAACAACACUGGGGUGCUUUCCAACCGCCAUGCUCGCUUCUACAUCGCAGAAAUGUUUUGUUCCGUUGAUGCUCUUCACAAGCUGGGCUAUAUCCACCGCGAUUUGAAACCUGAGAAUUUCCUCGUGGAUUCCACUGGCCAUGUCAAGCUGACGGAUUUUGGUCUAGCUGCUGGCAAUGUUGCUUCAUCCAAGAUCAACUCGAUGCGUAUUAGGCUGGAAAAGGCAUCCGAAACACAGGUCCCCUUUGGCAAGGCUAUGGAUCAAAGAACGAUAGCCGAACGUCGUGAGGGCUAUCAGACGAUGCGUGAAAACGAUGUGAAUUAUGCCAAGUCCAUAGUAGGGUCUCCUGACUACAUGGCACCCGAAGUCCUCCGGGGGGAGGAAUAUGACUUCACUGUUGACUAUUGGAGUUUGGGCUGCAUGUUAUUCGAAGCUCUUACUGGCUUCCCGCCAUUUGCUGGCUCCUCGGCUGAUGAAACCUGGAGAAAUUUGAAGCAUUGGCGAGAAGUGUUGAAGCGUCCAGUCUGGGAAGAUCCAAAUUACUUCCUCAGCAAUCGCACAUGGAGCUUCAUUACUACCUGUAUCAAUUCACGGUCAAAGCGCUUCUCAGCCAUCAAAGAUAUUUACGAGCAUCCGUACUUCUCUGAAGUCGAUUGGGAAACUCUGCGACAAUCAAAAGCGCCAUUUGUCCCUGAGCUUGACUCUGAAACCGACGCGGGAUAUUUUGACGACUUCAGUAACGAGGCUGACAUGGCAAAGUAUAAAGAGGUCCACGACAAACAACAGGCCUUGGAGAGCAUGGCUGAUCGGGAAGAAGAGAUGGGCAAGGGUCUUUUCGUUGGCUUCACCUUUCGUCAUCGCAAGAAUACUGAAGAUGGUAGCCCGCGUAAACGAAUCCAGACCGAUGGCAGUUUCGGUACAAUGCUCUAAUGCGAGAGCUUUCUGAAAUAAAGACUUAUUGCUUUCGCUGGGAGAUGUUAGUUUGUUUUCUGAGCAUGAAUUGUUAUAUUCAUUUCUUGGGUGGUAUUCUCUGGCACCCAGAGUUCCUAAUGCCUCUUUUUUCUGCCAGACAUACCACAAUGUAGCCAGCAUCCACGCCACGAUAAUGGCGUAAGUUUUUCAUUGUUGGUAACUGCACAUCACGCGCAAUGGAGAAGUGUACAGCCUCCGUGGGCAAUAUUUUGAUAAUUUCCGCAUAGUGUUUGGGAGUUUAGGCGGCCUGGGAAUGCUAGCUUGACAAGAGGGAUACAAGCCUAGCUGUUGGUGAAUGCAUAGGGUGAUAGACAUUGUAUAACAGUGUUGUAUUUCAUGUAGGGAAGCUCAUGCUUCGGUCAAUAACAAGGCAAAUUUGAUUCUUGCAAAUGGACUGCAGGGAAAUUCUACCGCUUUGAAAACGCCAGACACCAAAAUAUUAGGCAAGGCU